UGCAAACAAAUUUUUAAGUAUGGCCUUAAAAUACAUCGACAUUGGGGCCAAUCUAACGGAUCCCAUGUUUGUGGGCUGCUAUGGUGGCUCCGCGAAACAUCCGGCAGACUUGCACAUUGUCUUGGAACGUGCGUGGCAACAUGGCUUGCAGAAGCUCAUAAUAACCUCCGGUUGCGUGAGUGAUGUGGACAAGGCACUAAAUCUCACUGCAAAAGAUGAGCGCCUGUAUACCACAGUGGGAGCACAUCCCACGCGAUGUGGUGAAUUUGGGGACGAUCCGGAGAAGUAUUACAUGGAUUUGCGCUCCAGAAUCAUGGCGAAUCCAGCGAAAGUAGUCGCUGUGGGCGAAUGUGGCCUGGACUAUGAUCGUCUGCACUUCUGUGCGAAGCAAACGCAAUUGAAAUACUUUGAGAAGCAGCUCAGCUUGGCGGAAGAGUUUCGAUUGCCGCUAUUUUUGCACAUGCGAAAUGCGCACGAGGAUUUCAUGGCCAUAUUGGAGCGAAAUCGAGAGAAGCUGCAGGCAUGUGGUGGUGGUGUGGUUCACAGUUUUACGGGCACUCUAGAGGAGGCCAAGAACAUACUGGCUUUCGGUGGACUGUACAUAGGCCUUAACGGCUGCUCACUGAAGACGGAGGCGAAUGUUGAAGUGGUGCGUCAGCUGCCCAAUGAUCGCAUCAUGCUCGAGACGGAUUGCCCCUGGUGUGGCAUACGCCCCUCGCAUGCGAGUCACAAGCACGUGACCACAAAGUUUCCAACCGUCAAAAAGAAGGAGAAAUGGACUGCUGAGACCUUGAUCGAUGGACGCAAUGAACCAUGCCAGAUUGGCCAAGUACUGGAGGCGAUUGCGGGCAUUAGACAGGAGCCCAAGGAGAAGCUGGCCGAGAUUUACUAUCAGAACACGUUAGAUCUGUUCUUUAGCAAAUCGAAAUAAAACAAAUUGUAGAGUGAUAAUACAUUUCAUGCUUUUACA
Molecule: messenger RNA, 970 nt
Organism: Drosophila grimshawi
Lineage: Eukaryota; Metazoa; Arthropoda; Insecta; Diptera; Drosophilidae
Product: putative deoxyribonuclease TATDN1
Exons: 4
Coding region: 20-931 (303 amino acids)
Cellular component (GO): cytosol
Molecular function (GO): 3'-5'-DNA exonuclease activity
Source: RefSeq, a predicted model, not a curated record